Molecule: messenger RNA, 321 nt
Organism: Funneliformis caledonium
Lineage: Eukaryota; Fungi; Glomeromycota; Glomeromycetes; Glomerales; Glomeraceae
Source: the annotation of a GenBank genome assembly
AUGAAUUUUGAUUUGCGUAUUCUGCUUGGAGGUAUUGAGCCUUUCUUGGAUAAGCUUGCGAAUUCUAUGAGCGAUGAACCGGUGUUCAUGUUAGGUUCAAUGGCAAAUAGUAAAGACCUUUUAUAUGCCAUGUUAAUAACAAAUUAUAGGCUAAUAACCUUGUUGAGACUUAAAAAACACAGUCUUCAUUCAGCAGAUCUUCACUUGGUUUUUAACAUUGAUUCCUCCACGCCUACGUGUGCUAUAUUACCGCAACAACUCACCGCUUGCGAUGCUUUACAAGGGAUAGAAGCACCUUACAAAGUGAGGGUUAUUAUAUAG